Messenger RNA from Dermacentor andersoni, 671 nucleotides. The record is from RefSeq and is a predicted model, not a curated record. NCBI's taxonomy places the organism in Eukaryota, Metazoa, Arthropoda, Arachnida, Ixodida, Ixodidae.
GAAAGUCUGCACAUUCAGUUUUGCUGGCUACAAUGCAGUGUGGCUGGCGUGAGCUGUCUCCACGAUGCGCUUCAAGCGUGUCGAUUUCGCCGUUUUAUGUUGGCGGAAACGACCUUGAAAGCAACAUGGAUCCACAAGAAAUAUGCGACAACAUCAAGGCCUUGAUUGUUCAACGAGACGUGCCCCCCGUCGUGCUGGUUUUCAAGGUGCUCCCUCGCUGCCUAGAAGAUGCUGAUGCGGAACAGAAAAUGCAAAAACGUCGCUUGCUCAACCACGAAUUGACGGCUACGCUGAAGCGCAUGCCGUGCCUGCGGAAUUUGAACCUCGAGCUUUACAGAGUUCCUUGGAAAAUCCUCCCAUGUACCUGCAAUGUACAUUGCCCCUGCUGCUCGAUGUGGCGUGUAAGCUGUGGAACAGUUGAAGAGGCAAAGAAAGGACCACUUUAUAAUAGAUUCUUUGUGACCUGGAAUGAAAAGCCACAGCCAUCGAGCUGCUGCAGUGGCGACAUCACAGUAAAAGGGCUCCCAGAAAAGCUUUUCUCAGGACAGGGGAUCAUGCUGUGCGCUCAAGCAGGUGGCACCCAUCACCACAACAUUGUCCCAGUCAGUCACACCUUGUCAUCUCUCAUCCUGUCCAGUGACGUCCUUCACAUUUCAAGGAUGAAGGUUUAG